AUGAUUCGUGUGGCAUUAGCCAUCAUCCUCCUUGGAGCCGCCCUCGCCCAAGAAGAUGGUCCGAGGAUCAAGAUGAGGUUCCCAAGCGCGGCCACAAUCGCCAAGGGCACCAAAUAUGCCAACUGGCGAGUCGGAAAAGAUGCGAAAAAAAUCACGCCCGUCUUCAACCCACAGCUCAUCAUCAACAUGGGAACACCCCCGCAAGAGUUCCUCGGCUGUGGAUUGGACAUUUCUUCCGGCGACACCUGGAUUAUCGAUUAUCAGGCCAAUCAGCCAAAUCCGGCACCUUGGCUGUAUGAACCGAGAAACUCUUCCACCUACAAGAAAAGCAGCUACCCGUACGCGGCUACCGUAGUCGACGUCGACGACAACCCGGCCACCCUCACUGGAACGAUCGGAGAUGAAAUCUUUGGAUUCAGCCAGUUCCGAUUCCCGAUGCGCUUUGGAAUGGUCGAGAAUGUUGUGCCUGUCAAUGGACAGGCCGAUAUUCCGGACGUGUUCGCCACUGGGCGAUGCGGAUUCGGUUUCUAUCCAUCUGACUAUAUUGACGCGUUUUUGCCGAAGGUUAUGGCGGCAGCGAACGCCUCCCAAAAGACGUUCACCACCGUAAUCCACGACUGCAUGCUCAAUAAGGAUGCUGAAGAGGUCCUCACCGAGAUGACGAUCGGUUUUAUCGACGGUUCCUACUGCAACCUUUCCACUACCGUAACCGUGCCCCUCGUCGAUAGGAACAACUGGAACUGGGCCAUCACCGGCUACCAAAUCGGGAACCUCACCUCCACCCAGCGCCAGAUCGCCAAGAUGGACAGCAACGAGCUGAGGACGGGAGUGCCGCAGAAUGUGUACAACUACAUCUACACUGCCACAAAUGCUACCAUGGACCCGAGUUCACCAUGGCCAAUGGUCAGCUGUGAUCAGCAAUUCCCCCCUCUCAACUUUAACACGACAAACGAUUUCUUCUCCGUCCAUUCCCACUAUUAUGUCUUCAAGGACUUUAAAGACGAUCAAAACCCAUGCUAUCUGAUGUUGUACCCAAUGGACGGGGGCGGUUUCUUGCCAUCGUGGAGCUUCGGAUACGUCUGGAUGUACAAAAAAUGCGUGACCCUCGACUACGGUAACCGUGCCAUCGGCUUCACCGACUACAACUCCGACUUUUGCGAUAAUCUC
Mesorhabditis spiculigera is the source of this 1167-nucleotide messenger RNA. Lineage: Eukaryota; Metazoa; Nematoda; Chromadorea; Rhabditida; Rhabditidae. The record is from the annotation of a GenBank genome assembly.